Rotaria sordida is the source of this 2494-nucleotide messenger RNA. Lineage: Eukaryota; Metazoa; Rotifera; Eurotatoria; Philodinida; Philodinidae. The record is from the annotation of a GenBank genome assembly.
ACUGCACAGUAAGAAAAACGAAAACAUAUACUUCUAAUAGUUAUUUAUUUCUUUAUAUUCUAAUAAUAGCCGAUCAACAUUUGGUGGUGCUACAUAUGUUAUGUGUAAUGCAAAAGGUAUUGGAGAAAAUCAACUUAUUUGUCAUCGACCAUUACAAAAUCUUAAUGCAAUGGAAUUUGAUCGAGAAAAACGUCGUUUUCGUCGACCAAAAAAUCGUGCACCUGUUAAAAAUGAUUUAGAUGAUUCUCAACAUCAUCAUUCAGCAUUAGGCAUUCGAUUAUUUCUACGAGAAUUUUGCGUAGCAUUCUUAGAUAAUUGUUACAAUAUACUUAUGCCUCGUGCAAGGGAUAUGAUUAUUAAAUCUACAUGUUUACUUAGUGAUGAAACAAAUUUUUUUUGGGCAAUACGAUUUUUUACAGAAUUUAAUCGACAUGCACAUACAUCAAUUGAUCGCAUAAGUGAAACAUUACAAAUGAAUACAUUUCAUUUACUUCAUACAAAAAUUGAUCAUUAUAGAGAAAUGAUUAAAAUUGAUAAACCUGAAGCAAAACUUUGGGCAAAACGAUUACAAAUUGGUUUUGGUGCUUUUAAAGAAUAUAUUCUUUGUGUUAAAUCAAUGUUAACAAAUACUAAUGAAGUUAUUAUUCGUGCUGCAACAAUUAUCAAAAAUAAUAUUUUCUAUAUGCAAGAAUAUCGUGAACAAAUUUAUAUUUUACUUAGAGAUUAUGAUAAUACGAAAAUGACUAAUAUUUAUCUUCAUGAUCUUAUUGAAAGUACUCAUGAAUUUCUUAAAAUGCUUGAAGAACAUACAACAAAAUUAAAACAUGUUUUUGUUCAACGUUGUCGUACAGCUCGUAAAUCAACAACAACAAAGAAAAAAAAGAAUGAAAAUACUGAAAAAAAUGAACCACCAAAUGAACAAUUAGAAGAAGAAUGGCAAAAUCAAAUAUCUGAACGAUUAUCAUGUUUAUUACAAGGUUUAGAAGAAGUUUCUAUUAAUAAAUCAGAUGUAUGUCCAUUUGAUGCACUUUCUGAAGUUCCUAUUGAUGAUCAAAGUAUUACGGCUGUUGCUCGAAUUCAACAUGCAUUACGAAUAAAUAAAUUAGAUGAAGCUAUUGCAUUAUUUCGUGCUUCUCGAGAAGUAUGGCCAACAGAAAAAACAUUUGGUCAUGAAGAUAUUGGAGCUGAAGAAGAAUUUAAUUUACUUCGAGAAAUUUAUAUGACAUCAAAUAUGGAUAAUUUAUUACCAAAAAAUACUGAUGAAGAUGAUGAAAAUAAUGAAGAAGAAUAUGAAGAAGGACAUGAUGAAGAUGAACAAGAAUCAAUUCAUACAAUUGAACGUGAAGAAGAAUUUGACUUUAAAAAGUUUAUAAUACGUUUUGCACAUUCAAGUAUACUUUCAUCAUAUAUUGAUGUUCUUCGCACAUAUACAAGCAAUACACCAUAUUUAAAUCAUUGUAUAAUUCGUAUGUUUUAUCGUAUAUCAAUUGAUUGUAAUUAUCCUGGUAUAUUUUUUCAAAUGUCAUUAUUUCGUAUUUAUCAAAAAUUUUAUCUUGAUCCAUUAGCAAAAUCACAACAAUUUUCUGAAUUAUUACAAUUUGGUACUUGGUUAUUACGUAAAUUUUUUGUAACUAUACAAAAGAAUCCAUAUAUAUAUGCUGAAUUACUUUUUUGGAAAGAUCGAAGUAUUCUUGAAGAUAUGCUUGAUGGAUAUCGUCAUACUACUCGUACGACGAAUGAAGGAGAAAAGAAAAUUAAAGCAGGAUCAUGGUCAAUUGAACAUCAAAUUGAAUUACGAGAUCUUUUUAGAAAAAUUAAAGAAGAACAAGUUGAAAAUAUUGGACUUGAACAAACUGAUAUUAUUGAUCGAAUUAUGUUAGAAUUAACGGAUAAAACAAAGACAAGACGUCAAAUAAUAAAAGAAUUAAAAAAUCAAGAUUUAAUUAAAAAUGCUAAAGAACUUAAACUUAAAAAAACAAAAAAUCGUCAAUCAAAGAAAAAUGAUUUUCUUGAUAAUUCAAAAUUUCUUAGUUCGGAUUCAGAUGUUCCAGAUAUAGAUGAUGAUGAUGAUGAUGAUCGUUCUAUUGAAAAUAAAUCAAUUUCAUCUGAACAUGAACAAGAUAAUUCAAAAUCUGAUAAUAUUAUAUCAACAGAAAUUCCUAAAAAUACUGAACAAGAAGUAGAAGAAGAGGAAGAAUCAGUACCUGUUAUAAUAAAACAAAGUCGUAAAUUUGAAUCUUCAUCAAUGUUCAAUGAUAAUGAUAAUGAUAAUGAUAAUGAUGAUGAUGAUGAUGAUAUUUCUUCAUCACGACCAAUUAAAAAAGCACGUCGUCAGUUGGCAUCUUCAAGUGAAGACGAUGAUUACGUCGCUAGCGAAGCGUUGGCUCAGCUGAAAAAUUCUCGAAGAAAGAAAAAGACACGAACAACUAUAAUACAAACACAGUCUUGUGUUGUGAAUCACAUAUCUACGAUUCGAAAACGUAUAACCAUCUAA